UUAAAAUCCAAUUAAUUAAGCAAAUAAUUUAUAAAAAAUAAUAACAAAAUUUUUUUGCAAAAACAAUAAAAAUAUUAAAAUAGCUUAUUUCAUAUUUGGCAACAUGCAUAUCAGCAAAAGGGAUCAGAGUUCUUUUACAAAUCCAGAAUUCUUUUAUUUAAAAGGAGUAUUUGGGAAAAAGUUCUACUUUUUGAGCGAGACAGUGCUCUAUGAAUAUCCUUCUGAAGUAUAUUUUAAUGCACACUAAGAUUAACCAUCAAAUAUAUACAACUUAAUUGAGUAUACAUUUUAGCCUGAUUAAAAAGGGCUUUCAGUCUAACCUAAAGAUCCUAAAAAGAGUGUUAGAGGAACAUUAAUGGAGACUCUUGAAAUGUAGAAUGCUAUAGAUUGGAUGAACUGUAUAAAUCAUAAUGUGAGAAGGAGAGAUAACUAUUACAUAGAUAUCAUUAGAUAAAAUAAAAAAAUAAUUUUCAAUAAUUACUAAAAUUUAGAAUAUAAUAUGGAGAAUAUUAUGGAAUAAGAUCUUAAGACUAAUUAGAGUGCAAAUCAAACUAUUUAAUUUGAUUAGAAGAUAAAGCAAUUCAAAAAAAUAGAUUAAGCUUGGAUGUCUAAAGUAGUUGAUAAAUUUAUAAAAGGAAUGGAAAGCAGCAAUCAUUUCAAAAAACAUAGCGAAAAUAUUUAAUUGAUGAAGAAGUUGCUGUAGAUGCAAAAUAAAAAUUACUUAGUAGAAAAAGACUAAUAACUAAUAAAAGAAUUAGAUUCUAUUAUUGACUUGUUUAAUAUCUAAAUGAUGGACUAAUUUUAUAAAAAAGAGCAUAUUAGGUCCUUAAUCAAAUCAAAAACAUAUUACAGCAACUAUACUUUCAUGCUUUAUGAGUUUAUUUCACAAAUUUAAAAAUUGAUUAUCUAUGAGAUGGAAAAUAACAACAUGAAAUAUACUCGAGAUCUCUUAUGCUCUUAAGAAAAACUUAUCAGAAAUUCUAUCAAUGAUUUAGAAUCAGUUGUGAAAACAUUACUAGAUGAAUACAAUUCAUCUUAUUCAGUAGCUCUCACAGAAGACAUUAAACAUGCUUUGAUUAAGGUUUUUAAAUUCUUUUAGAAUGAAAUCGACUGUUUCCUAACCUAUAUAAACUAUUUUAUUCAAGAAAUUUUCAAAAGUGCUUACUAGCUAAAUUAGGUCAACUACCUCCUUUAAUCCCUUAACUACCAAUAGCAGAUACAAUACAUAGGACUAGGUCAAAUUACCAUAGAAAUAUUAGAGCUCUCAAAGAAUUAAGACAAAUUUGAAAGUGAAGAGAAAUCAAAAUCUGUUUUAAAAAAAUUAUGCAACAAUUUACUUAGCUAUCAACUUCAAAUAUAAGAAAAGUUGCAUAAUUUAAUUUCAAAUAUCAUGCCAAGUAUUUUAGAAUGAAUGAAUAUAGAGAGAUAUAUUUUAUUAGAAUUUAUAUAAAAUUUUAAAUUAAUUCAUUAAAUUAUAUUAAUAUAUGUCUUUGCAUCUGCUUAUACAUUUUAUCUUUUUUAAACACUUAUAUAUAUGAUUUUUAUUUGCUCAUAA
This is a messenger RNA of Tetrahymena thermophila SB210, 1555 nucleotides long. RefSeq lists its product as hypothetical. The record is from RefSeq and is a predicted model, not a curated record. The transcript has 5 exons. Lineage: Eukaryota; Ciliophora; Oligohymenophorea; Hymenostomatida; Tetrahymenidae.